Molecule: messenger RNA, 1171 nt
Organism: Salvelinus sp. IW2-2015
Lineage: Eukaryota; Metazoa; Chordata; Actinopteri; Salmoniformes; Salmonidae
Product: saxitoxin and tetrodotoxin-binding protein 2
Source: RefSeq, a predicted model, not a curated record
CCCCUUACGCAACAGUGCUUUGUCUAAGUCUCUGUGAAGCACAUGCUCCAGAAGUAGAGGUGUUCUGCUCUGGCUGUAUUGUACUAUCGUCUCCCGUGUCUCUGCUCCAUCUCUCGAAUCUUUCACUAUGUCUGUCCAGCUGGUCGUAGCUCUCCUAGCUCUAGCUUCUCUGAAUGCUGCAUCUGCACCGCUCUGUAAAGAACUGGUCAAACCCCUGGUACUGGAGGACCAUACUGAGAUCUAUGGUAAAUGGGUGUAUGUGAUGGGGUCUACGGAUCAUUCAGUCUUCCAAAAAGCUUUGGGGACUCUGAAAAGCUCCUGGAUAGACCUGUCGGCUACAUCUGACCAACAAGUAGUCACACUACGUUGGGGAGACCGCAUUGAUGGCAAAUGCGUUGUGGGUGCAACAAAUGCUACCAUCUCCGGCACCACCUCCACAGUUCACAUUCAUUUGUCUGAACACAAAGGUCAGUACCUGGAGACCUGCCAUGACUGCCUGCUAUGGUCAGACACCUCUCGUAAUGGAGACAUCACUGGCAGAUACCUACUCCUGUUUACAAGGUCAGGGAAAAUGGAUCCCACAUACCUGGACACCUAUAAGAACCAGGCAGAGUGCCUGAACUUCCCAGAGACACACCACACCUAUGAUGGAGAAACAGAGCUGUGCCCUGAUGACAACGAGAAGAUGGUGGAUGAGGAUACUAUGGAAGAGAAGCCGACUACAGAGGAAGAGAAGACUAUAGUGGAGGAGGCGACUACGGAGGAGAAGCCGACUACAGAGGAAGAGAAGCACUAUGGAGAAGAAUCCGACUACAGAGGAAGAGAAGACUACAGAGAAGAAUCCGACUACAGAGGAAGAGAAGACUACGGAGAAGAAUCCGACUACGGAGAAGAAUCCGACUACAGAGGAAGAGAAGACUACGGAGAAGAAUCCGACUACAGAGGAAGAGAAGACUACGGAGAAGAAUCCGACUACAGAGGAAGAGAAGACUACGGAGAAGAAUCCGACUACAGAGGAAGAGAAGACUACAGAGAAGAAUCCGACUACAGAGGAAGAGAAGACUACGGAGAAGAAUCCGACUACGGAGAAGAAUCCGACUACAGAGGAAGAGAAGACUAUGGAUUGAGCAAAACAACCAGAUCCUCACUAUUGUGCCCAACAUCUCUUUAG